This is a messenger RNA of Linum tenue, 913 nucleotides long. The record is from the annotation of a GenBank genome assembly. Lineage: Eukaryota; Viridiplantae; Streptophyta; Magnoliopsida; Malpighiales; Linaceae.
AGCAAAAGAGAACGUCCGCGAUUGACCAAAUGUUCCGACGAACUUCUCUUUGGACGAUGCAAUCUUCGAUUUACCUCCACUAAAUUCCGUCACCGCCACCGUCCUCCUCGGAAUCUCAUCUUCCUCUGAUAUUGCCCCUAAUCGAGCUCCUCGAACCAAAUUCUGUUUCUGCAUCGGGUUUUCUGUUAAUUUGGCUUUGAUGGCCUGAUGGGGUCGUAUUGCCCAGUCCAAGGUUCUAUCUCCUUGUAUGUAAUCACGAUAGGGUUCGGCGAAUUCGGCAUCCCAGAUCGACCAUUAAAGGCGUAGGCUUGCGUUGGCAUCUUUUCCCAAUUGGUUCCAAUAUAUUCUGUCGAUGCUCGAGGUUCUGCAAGAACUAUAUUUGCACGGGACUUAAGAUACCAACAGCAACCAAUUAUCCUCUCAGGAAUUGGUAGUUACUGCAGCUCAGUCAUUAUCCGUGGGUGAUGGUUGGGAGGUUCAGUAUGACUCCUAUAUUAAGUCUUUGCCCAUUUCCACUUGGGGGCAGCUCAAGUUCCUUGACUCUUCAACAAGGUCAUUAAGCUUCAGGGCUAUAAGCUUGCAAGUCAUUAGUUCAUCUUCGGUCAACUUCAAAUUGCAACACCAACCAGCAUCACCAGAGAAACAAGAACAGAUCAAGCACGACUUCAGUAGCAGCAAUCAACAACAAUGUUGUACUUACUCCAUCCAGCUGUCCAACUAUGCCAGAAGGAGGCUAGAUGCCAUGAGCUUUGCUGAGGUUCUUGGAGAGACCAACACCGACUCAUUGCUAGGUGAAGAUUUCAUGGCUGCAAUAUCUUCGAGGUGUUUCCAUGAGGCUUCUCGUCUUGACUUGAUCUCGUCCUAUUGCGCUUCGUUUUCCUGGAACUUCAGCAAGCAUUCUUUGAAUAGCUCU